AUGUACAACCUGUCUUGCGUUGACGGCCAUAGAUUUGGCGAUGUCUAUGUUCUCGACAUUCAGCGCCUCAACGCUGGUCUGUCCGCCAUCUCAUCAGAUCAGAAACUCAGUCUCUUCGAUCCUGCACGAGUGGGACAGGCUACUCAGUCGCCUAUCUUGUCUAUGGCUUGCGACCCUAGGAGCAACACAAUAGCACUAGGCACAGAGUUCCAGAACCACACCGCAUCCGUGCUACUCUGGGAUAUCAGAGCCGGCCCGAAGCAGAGGCUCCAGUACGACGAAGUCCACAGUGACGACGUCACAGAACUCCGCUUCCACCCUUCAGAAUCUCAUAUCCUCCUCUCGGGAUCGACCGAUGGCCUCGUCAACGUCUAUGACACACGAAUUUCGGACGAAGAUGAGGUCGUUGUCCAGACGUUGAACCAGGGCUCUGUCCACCACGCCUCCUUCCUCAGCAAUACCGAGGUCUAUGUGCUGACUCACGACGAGAAGCUGGCCGUGUACAGCGUCGCGGAGGAUUGCGGCUCUGGCGCGGCUCUGGUAGACUUUGGCGACGCAAGAGAGACACUGGGCUGCCAGUACAUUGCCAACAUGACGACAAAGGUUGACGGAAGCGGUGCUAUCGUCGGUGCGGGCUCACAAGACCGCCAAGUCUUUGAGUUGGUACACCUGUCCCGUACCGCCGAAGGCAGCUGGGGCUUCGACAGGGCGAACAGCGUCGGUCUGCCGGGGGGCCACGGCGAGGAGAUUGUUCGCUCGUUCUGCUUCUACGAUGACGAACAGGUUGUCUUCACUGCUGGAGAAGACGGUAACAUCAAGGCUUGGAGGCCCACGUAG
This is a messenger RNA of Colletotrichum paranaense, 837 nucleotides long. Its product is annotated as WD domain-containing protein. NCBI's taxonomy places the organism in Eukaryota, Fungi, Ascomycota, Sordariomycetes, Glomerellales, Glomerellaceae. The record is from RefSeq and is a predicted model, not a curated record. Bases 1 to 837 code for a protein of 278 amino acids. The transcript has 4 exons. Gene Ontology annotation, molecular function: protein binding.